Messenger RNA from Sitodiplosis mosellana (orange wheat blossom midge), 3533 nucleotides. RefSeq names its product (Lyso)-N-acylphosphatidylethanolamine lipase (gene puml). The record is from RefSeq and is a predicted model, not a curated record. Gene Ontology annotation, cellular component: lipid droplet. Bases 1695 to 2810 code for a protein of 371 amino acids. The transcript has 9 exons. Lineage: Eukaryota; Metazoa; Arthropoda; Insecta; Diptera; Cecidomyiidae.
UUUCAAGAAGAUAUGGCCCCAUGUCUAUGACCAAUGUGGCGUUGCACAACAAUCGAACCACCGCAAUAAAUUGAACUCAAUUGAAAUCAAAUGCGAUAAAAUCAUUCAAGUUGCGUUGCUAGCAAAACAAAAGGCAUUUGUGGUCUGAAUGCAAGAGAGCAAGUGGCUUGUUUACACCGACUGUACGGAGACAAAUGUGUUGGAAAGAAUGCGAAUGAGGAAAUGAACGAUUAGCUAUUGUUUGAAUCCACUCAAGCCAUACAAUGUUGCAUGAAAUUUGAACUUAUGCAACGCAAAAAAAGAAUGCUAUCGGCGAGUAGUAGGCUGUGUGGCGGCUCCACAAAUGCCAUUUGUGAAGCAAAUUCGCGUGCAUAACCUCAGCUUGCAUGUGGUGGAUUGAAUUGUAUAUUGCGUCACAACUGUUUGAUUGUAGCAAAUGGUUGUAAGUGCGAGCGUGUGUGUUUGUGUGUUGCAACGUGCUCAUCGCUAUAUGGAGCCAACGCUGAUAAAAAUGAAUAUUUGAAUCGUGCCCCUGAAGUGGUGCUCUCGUAUUCGUCGAGCUACAAAAACAUCUAAUAAACACACUCGCACACAAUGCCACAUUUAGAGUUGGCAGCGUGACUCUGUCUCUCCCUCCGCGUGUGUUGGUAGUGGGUUUAUUGCAUGGGCCUAUUUGCGUCGCUGAUGAAAAAAAAAAUGAUUUAAAUAGUUGUUUAUCAUAACGAGAAAGGAGAAUAACAAGCGCUGUUGUGCACGAUAAAUUUUUGUCGAAUUUAAAAACCAACAAAUACAUCUCAUUCACAGAGACUGUCAACAACACACGCGGCCAAUGAAUUUUCUUGUUUUUCGUUCGAUGUUUGGCUCGAACUUGCGCGCGCCUCAGCCAAUCGCAUUAAUUCGGCCAAAGACAACUUCAAGCCGAUCAUUUACUUUUAGUUAUUUAAAAGUUACAUUGGCCGUGCACCCGAUCAGUUCCUAGUCAAACUCAACCAGCGAUACAAGCACUCUUAACUCUCUCUCUGUGAUCUCUCCGUUUUUGUGUGUGUAGAAGAGAUAAAGAACAAUGUUGAUUGAAAUCAAGGAAGACAUUCUCCCGAAAGAAAAAAGAAACAAAAAUUGAACAGAAAAACUGUUUUCGAAUGCUGGCCAAUUGAUACAAUUAUAAAAGUAUUUUUAGUGUGAUACAAAUUAACCGAAAGUUUAAUUGAAUUUGUCAACACUUUCUCAUUUUGCGAUUAGUUGAGUUUGAUUGUAUGUGAAUUCAGCAGGAUCGAGAGUGCUGCGCAUAUACCAUUCAGUGUUGCCUUUAAAAAAUAUUUGUUUUGAUUUAUUUAUAUAAAAAGUGAGAGAGAGAGAGAGAGAGAGAGAGUGAGAGAAAGAAAGAAAGAAAGAACCAAUCAAACGGUAUUGAAAUUGAGUCAUACGUGUUCAGUGUGAAGUGAAUAAGAAAAAGUCGUACGACUUUUUUUGUGCUUCCGUGUUGUUGUUUAUACAUCGCUAGAAAGAAAUAAAAAACUCACGAAGAAAAAAACAAAUCGCACACACGAUCCACAACGCUAAUUGUUGUUGCAACGAUCUCAUCGUCCUAUUACACACGCUCACAUUGAAUUUCGAACAAGAACAUUAGUCCGUCGUAUUGUUUGUGCGGAUUUCUGUGCUGGUUAAAUUGGACAUCAAGCGCAUCAUCUGAAGGAAUGCUUCGUGCAGCUGAAAAGAAGAUACUUUCAUUUUUGAAAACGCCAUACAGAGGCUGGUAUGUAGAUAUCGGUCCGACUGUUGGUGAGGCUGACAAAAUAUGGACCGUUUCAAUGCGACCAGAGCUCCGAAAUACGCCAAUUGUUCUGCUGCACGGCAUGGGCGCUGGCGUUGCAUUUUGGGUACUAAAUUUGGAUUCACUUGCCAGAGAUCGACCAGUCUAUGCCAUUGAUAUAUUAGGUUUUGGUAGAAGUUCAAGGCCAACAUUCUCGUCCGAUGCAAUGAUCGCGGAGAAACAACUCGUGAGGUCGAUCGAAGAGUGGCGACGCGAGAUGAAAAUCAAAAAUAUGAUCUUAUUGGGUCAUUCGAUGGGCGGAUUUCUAGCAACUAGUUACACAAUUUCAUAUCCAGACAGAGUGAAACAUUUAAUACUAGCCGAUCCAUGGGGUUUCCCAGAACGACCAAACGAAAUUGCCGCACCACUGUGGGUUCGGGCCAUUGCCAAAGUAUAUGGGAAUGUUAAUCCACUGUGGAUUCUUCGAGCAGCUGGAUCAUAUGGCCAAUGGGUAGUACAAAAAACGAGACCAGACAUUCUUCGCAAAUUUCAAGAGGUCGUUGAACAUCACAAUACUGGCGAUGAAAAUCUAAUGGCUCAAUAUAUUCAUCAGUGUAAUGCUCAAAGUCCAACGGGAGAGAGCGCAUUCCAUGCAAUGAUGUCAGGUUUUGGGUGGGCCAAAAAUCCGAUGCUCAACCGAAUACACGAACUACGUUCAGACAAACCAAUUACAUUGCUUUAUGGAUCACGAUCUUGGAUCGAUAAAUCAUCAUGGGAUCUAGUGAAACAAGCGCGUUCAUCGAGUAUUGUAAAUACGCAAGUUAUAUCUGGAGCUGGCCACCAUAUAUUUGCCGAUAAGCCAGAGGUUUUUAACGAGUAUGUGAAUUCUGCAUGCCGAUUCAGUGAUGAAAUCCCAGAUUCUAAUGCUGCAAUCGACGAUGUAGAGAAUGAUUGUGAAAUAACCGCAUCCAAAGAGGAUACAAAUGGUUUUGCGAAAAUUCCAAAAUUAAUUGAAGCGAACGAAGUUCCGAUUUUGGACAGUAAUAUUCUGAUAAAAUGAGCACAAAGACGAUAUGAUCAUUUGUUACUUGGUUGAAUCCAGAUCAAAGAAGGGUGCGUUCAUCAUUUUUCUUUUGUUCCUAAGGAGAUUUAACAGCGCCGCUCAUCGUCAUUUAUGUCCUCGGAAGGUGACACCGUAUCAUACUCAAUGUCAACGCACCAACAUCCAAAAUCACAAAUACACAAAUAGUAUUCCUUGUUUGUCAUUUUCAUAUACAUUAGGUGUAUAUACAUUUGAAGAAUAGAAUUAUUAUGAAUUAAACAGAAAUAUUUGAACAUAAAUGACAUCGGCUGACUGUUGAGAUACUUUCGAUACAGAGUUGAGAUCAGCUCACACGCACAUAAUACUCUCGUAAGUGGUCACAGCAAAAUGUUCUUUUCCUUCGUUUUGAGAUGUGCUGUUAUUUCGACUUGUUUACGCAAUUUUUUUUCUCUGUAAAUUCUAAAUGCAGCUACAGUAAGCUUGCCAUGUAAACAAGUCGAUAAUUAGUUUAGAGAAUUCACACAAAAUGUUUUUUUUUAACAAUAUUUUAUUGGAGAAAAAACAAUAUUUAAUUAUUUAUACACUCUCUCUUGUCACAAUAGUGCAAAUGAUGAAUAUGAUGAAAAAUUACACAAAAUUGUGAUUUAAAUUUAGAUACAAAAAUUGUACGGCAACAAUUAAAUUAGGAUCAAUGAAACUGUAAAUAAAAUGCAAUGUAAAAAUGCUGAAAAUUAAAAGAAA